Messenger RNA from Paramecium tetraurelia, 3012 nucleotides. RefSeq lists its product as uncharacterized. Gene Ontology annotation, molecular function: calcium ion binding. The record is from RefSeq and is a predicted model, not a curated record. The transcript is spliced from 5 exons. Lineage: Eukaryota; Ciliophora; Oligohymenophorea; Peniculida; Parameciidae.
AUGUCUAACAUACUUGAAAUCUUUGUCCUCCUUAGAAGAAUAGAGCUAGUACUUCAUUUAUAUUAAAUCCCUAGAUAUCUCCAAUAAUUAUAAAUAGCCUUUUUGGCCUCUCCAUUCAAAUAACUGUUCACCACUUAAAAUUUGCAAUCAGUUGAACAUAUUUUAGCAUCCUUUGAAAAUCGAUCCUCAAAUAAACACAUCAAAAAAUACUAUUUCAUCUGCAGAGAUUCUUUUGAACCCUCCUUAAAUCAAUUUCAUUAAGACCACAUUAUAUUUUAAGACUUUAAUAUUUUGCCAGCGUAAAUCAUUUAAGUUCUCAAAGGAGUACUAUUAUAAAGAUUACCCCACGUAAAAAUUAAUAAAAUAGAAUAUGUGAAUAAAUUGAUUGCCUAGAUCAUAAACAAUGGAUAUUGUGAUCAUCUAUUCAAAUUGCUCCUGGUUGAUGAUGACAAAGAUCAAGUUCUUUAAGACGAAAAAGAUUAAAAUCAAAUUCUAGGAUUACAAGCACUUACGUUAAUUGCAGCCACCAUUCACAUCUACGAAAUCCAAAUACUCAUCCCUAUAUAGAGUGUCCUACUAGUAGAUACAAUAUUAAAUAUCAUUUCUGAGACUCAAAAUGAUCUCGUCAUUGAAUAAGGUUACAUCCUACUAGGACAUCUAAUUCUAUAUGAUAAAACCUACCAACAAAUAUUGUUUACUAAACGACAAGCCCUUCUUGAUGUUUAGCUUAUUGAUGAUGAAAAACUAUUUUACCACAGCUGGUUCAUUGGAUGUCUCUUCUCCAGAUAUGAUAAUCAUCAGGCCAGUAAGUUUAUGACUUUGAUGAAUACCCUACCAGAUAACUUACUUUGGCUCCAGAGUAUCCUCAAUUACUAUCAACAUUAUGGAUUAAUUUAAUCAAUCGAAAACAACUAAAUCAGAAUUCAAAUCCAGAUUAAUAUGCUCAUUAACAUCUAACCAUUAUUGGCCACCUAAAUACACUAAGAUGUUCUUCUAGCACUAUUGUCAUAAUUAUAAAAUUAAGCCACAGACAACAGAUUCAAAAUGUAGAUCUUAAGUACUCUAAAAAAGGUAUUUAAAUUGCCUUACCAAUUGAAUUAUCAAAACUUUACUGCCUAAAACAUCCUCUUAUCAAACAAUCUAUUGAAUAUUUUAAUGUAACUUAUAACAGAUCCUAAUUCAUAAUUGAGUUAUAAAGCUAAGAAACUAUUUUUUAAGACUUUGUGCCUUGAGAAUUCUGGAAUACUUCUAAAAUACUUAUAAGAAUCUAAUAAUUUGUAAUCAUUCCUAUAUGUUCUUGAAAGUCAGUUUGUAUAAAAUGUAGAUGCUAACUUUUAGAAAUAUUUCAAAUAUAAGAUUCUCACUAUCUUAAGAUUAAUGAGUCAAGAUAGCAACACAUUCUAAAUCAUAUCCACUGAUCAAUGGUUCUUUAAAAUACUCAUCAAAGCACUUAACGAUAAUAAUCAAACCUUUACUGCAAAUAAUUAGGUAAUGAUUAAUUGUCAAUAUGAUUAUCUUGUUAUUAAUGAAAUUACAGAAUAUUGUAUUACUUUUAAUCUUCAUUUUUAACCAAUGUUCAGAUAAAAACCUUAAUUGUCAUAUCAAACUUUAGAGAUGAUUUAUAAAAUACUUCCAAAUUAAUAGGCGAUCAAUGAAAUCAAAUAAUACUUUGUUAUGCUUCUAGAGAACAUAGACAAAUAUCAACCAUUGAUUUUAAAGAAAUAUUUGAAAUCUUUAUACUAGUCUGUUUGUGAGAUCGUAAAUUAACUUACUAUUUUGACCUUAACAUUGAAUGAGCUAAUUAAGAAUAAUUAAGUCUUUCAUAAUAAUUUCAUCUCUUUCUUAAAAUUCUUGACGAAUGAACUUGCUGUAUUUUAGGAGUACUUAACAACCAAAAAGGAAGUUAUCGAUGACACCUUAUUAAUCAUAGGCACAGAAGCCACGUAUGAUGGGUGUGUGGUUACAACAGUUUAUUUAAAUACAUAUUAGAACUCCUCAAAAUGCAAGAUAGUGUUGAAGCCUUAACUCACCUUAUUAGAAUUUGAAAAGCAUGUAGAACAAGGCUUAUAAACAUCUGGACCUCUUUUGUACUUGGUGAUCAAUUAGAAUCAUCCUAAUAAAAUACCUUAUGAUGAUUUUUCAAUCAUAGAUGAAUUAUACUUCAGGAAAUUCAAAGAGCUUUCAGAUUAAUUUAUAGAAACCUAAUUUGGAAGCAUCAAGGUAUCUUAGGAAGUUAUAGCUGUUGAACUCUAUAGAUUAAAGAUGGAAGAUUAUUCUAUGAAAAAGAUAUAUGAGAUCUUGAACAAAGGAUCAUCCUACAUAUAAUUCAAAUAAAUUCAAGACAACCAGAUGUUGUGGUUUUUGGAGAAUAAUUCAGACACUAAAGACAAAGGAUAGUAAUUAUAAUAAAUAUUUCAAUUAACAAAAUUGCCCUACACUUAUAUUGAGAAUCUAUUCAAUUCCAUUAAUCAAUUUUUUGAUAAGAAUAAUAUUCAACAAUAAUAUCGACAAAUACUUCAAGAUGACUUUAAGGAUUACUUAAAAGAUAUGAAGAUUCCACAUUUGUUAGGUGUUAAAAUAGCCACAUUUUUAUCAAGGAAUGGACUGAAAAAUCCAGUUGACUUUCAAGAUUUUAUUUGUUUUGUUUCUUUAUUUUAUUAAUAGAGUUUUAGCGAAACCAUUAUAAUGAAGUUCACUUAUCUGUUGUAUGCUAACAAGGAUGGAAAAUUUGGUAAGGAUCAAUUGUGUGAAUAUUUGCAAACGAUAUUUGAUAUUCAAAAUUAAGUCAUUAAUGAAUAAUAAAUUAAUGAAUGGGGAUCAAAUUUAUUUUUGAAAAUUGAUUAAAACCAAGAUGGUUAUAUUUCAUUUUAUGAAUACCAUGCUCUGUUAAAAGAGGAGUAAUAUAGAGCUAAACUCUUGGAUCCAAUUUGUGCACUGUUUACAAAUUUACCAUUUCAAACUACAUCUAAUCGCUUCAUUUUUGGAACACCCAUAAAAUUAUUUAGAAGUUGA